AUGGAGGCGCCUGCGCCUGCACCGGUGUCCGCACCCGCAGAGGUCGUACCGUCGGUCGAGAAUCCCACCCACGACGAUAAACAUGAAGACCUCGCGAACAAACCUGCGUUGACUCCGCCUACGAGCGAAGACAUGGACAAGCGGGACGAAAGGAUGUCGUCGGAGCUGUCUGAACUAGACAGUGAUGACGGCGAGGACAUUGAGCCCGACCAUUACUGGGACGGUGGAAAGAUACCUGUGUUCAAGCCGACAAUGGACCAGUUUCGCAACUUCAAACGGUUCAUCGACAAGAUCGACAAAUACGGCAUGAAAUCUGGGAUCGUCAAAGUCAUCCCCCCAACCGAAUGGCGCGACUCACUUCCCGAUCUGUCCGAAGCCGUGAAGACGAUCAAAGUCAAGAACCCAAUUACGCAGGAGUUUGCUGGUCAGCAUGGAAUCUACACACAGGCGAAUAUCGAAAAGCAGCGAUCAUACAAUCUGCCCGAAUGGAAGGCAGUGACAGAGGAAGCUCAUCACCAACCACCGGUCAGGCGGGGCGAGCGUCGGAGAGCUGCCGCUGAAGCCCCGUCGCGUAACCGCUCCACUAGAGCUCAGACCAACACCGCAAAUGCCGAUGGCGCCUCUCCUGCCCCGAAACGUGGACCUGGCCGACCACGACGUGGCCGCGCCGCUAAGAAAGAAGAGGUCGAUGAUGAGGACACUGCUUCGAUUGAUGUUCCACCGACGCCCAAGUCACCUGGCCCAGAGGAAGACAAGAAGACGUCGGUCAAGAAGAUCAAGGAAGAAGAACUCGAUGAGUCGCCCGUGCGAUCACGUGGCCGUCAACCACGUGGUCGUCAACCAAGAGGCGAUACGAAGAAGUCGACCGCAUCCCGCCGAAUGAACAAUAGGACCGCAAUGGCAGACUAUGUCGAUGAGGCUGCCUUCGAGGAUUUCGACUACCAUCUCGACAAUGUUUCCGAAUUCAGUGCUGAUCGUUGCAAAGAACUGGAAGAGAACUAUUGGAAGACCGUCAACUUCGGUCAGCCAAUGUACGGAGCCGACAUGCCUGGAUCUCUAUUCGACGAACGGACGACGAGCUGGAAUGUCGCGAAGCUUCCGAAUUUGCUCGACGUGCUUGGGACUAAAGUGCCCGGUGUCAAUACCGCAUACCUGUACCUGGGCAUGUGGAAGGCAACCUUCGCAUGGCAUCUUGAAGAUGUUGAUUUGUACAGUAUCAACUACAUUCAUUUCGGUGCUCCCAAGCAAUGGUACAGUAUCUCCCAGGCAGAUGCUCGAAAGUUCGAGGCAGCGAUGAAGCAGAUAUGGCCGAACGAUGCGAAGAAUUGCUCCCAAUUCUUGCGCCACAAAACAUAUCUCAUAUCACCUGAGAAGCUUGAGAAAAAUUUCGGCAUCAAAGUGAACCGGUUGGUGCAUUACGAGGGCGAGUUCGUCAUCACGUAUCCUUACGGUUACCACUCUGGCUACAACAUCGGCUACAAUUGCGCUGAAUCAGUCAAUUUCGCAAACGAAUCAUGGCUGAGUUAUGGCAGAAUUGCCAAGAAGUGCCUGUGCGAGUCAGACAGCGUUUGGGUCGAUGUCAAUGAGAUUGAACGCAAGUUGCGCGGCGAACCGACACCCGAAUACAUUGAAGAGACAGAUUCCGAGGGCGAAGAUGAGAUUGAUCAUCUACCAAGUCCUCCGCCGAGCGUUGCCGGGAAGGCCAGAAGCAAACCUGGCCGUAAACCUGCGGGUAACAAGCGCAAGAGGGGCAAUAAGGAACCUGAAGAGGCGCCCAAACGGAAAGUGCGCCGUAUUCGCAUUCGCAUCAAGGUGCCUGGUCGGGGAAUGCCUUGCAUCCUAUGUCCUAAUGAUGUUGAGUACGACGAACUAUUGCCCACAGACAAUGGUAUGAAGGCGCAUCGCAUCUGCGCAGAUUACACUCCCGAAACGUACAUUUUACAGAAGAACGGCGUGGAGACCAUCUGCAACGUUGCCAACAUUGGCAAAGACCGGCUGGAGCUCAAGUGCAAUUACUGCCGAUCGAAACGUGGAGCUGUCUUCCAGUGUUCGCAGAAGAAGUGCACCAGGGCUUUCCAUGCUACUUGCGCGAUGGCCGCCGGUGUCCAAGUCGAUCUUGGGCCAAUGCCUACUUUCGACGAAGAGGGUACCGAGUACUACUACGAUGGUUACGACUUCCGAUGCCGCUUCCACCGACCGAAGAAAAGGAACAACAAGACCGUGGAUGUGGAUUAUUUGGAGAAAGACAAGUUCAUUAUGAACUAUGCCAAGGGUCUCAAACCAAAGGACGCCAUUCAAUUCCAGUAUGUUGGUGGGGAGAUGUACCAGAUUUAUGGCGGUCUGGUGGUCGAGAACCGUCCUGGAGAGCAAGCUUUGCUCGUAGACGUUCUACCUGACGGUGACCGCGUUGAAGUUGAGUGGAAAUACAUCCUGAAGCUCGCUCCAGAAGACUCGCAGCGACCGAAGCCUUCUGCUAACGCCAAACCACUGCCGGAUCAUCUCAAAGAAAAUGAUGCCUCUCUCGACAUCAGCAACCGCACGGAUGGCGUUCCUGAGAUGGGCGAUCCGUUCCAUGACCCCAACUCGGAUCAGAAAUGGGCCGAAUUCAAUACCGCCGAGGCCGUGAUUCAGAAAGUCGCCAAAGUUGACUUUUCCAAGCCCAACCAUGUGUGGUUUUAUCUUGGGAAAAAUUCAACUGAAGCUCGACCGCAGUAUACGCACGACCUAUCGAAACGUGUGCACAACCCCAAGAGCAAUUUCUUGGACACAGUCAAACCUCCACCACCGGUCAUUCCGCAUUACCAAUAUCAGCAACGCUCUUAUCCUGCGUCGUACCCCAUCAAGCCUGCACCCGGUCCUACCUAUGGUAUUCCACCUCGAACGCCGACGCAGCAGCAGCAGCAGCAGCAGCAGCCUAAACCUUACCAGUACAAGCCGAAAGAGUCAAUGAUGCACACUUUCAGAGCUCCAGCGUACAAUCCAGACACGCGUAAGAACCCCAAUUCGCCUGUUGCGCAUCAACCCAAUGUUACGUACGACUAUCGGGCUGCUGGUUCUCCCUAUGGGCAAUCAACCUACCAUUCGAGCUAUCACUCUUCACGACCAUCACAGGGCGGCUACAUACCUUAUGCUCCACCACAAUCGUAUUCUACUAAUGCGAAGUCGCCAACGACAAGCAAGCCGGCACCACUUACUGGUAUGCAUCAAUACGCUCAGUCGGCUCCGUCAUCAGCGCUACAGCCGAAUCCAUAUCAACUACCUCCUUUGCCAUAUUCACAAAGCCAAGGACCGGUGCCACGUCCAGUCUACAGUCCACCUGCAGGCCGACCUGGCUCACAAUCACAGCCAUAUCACGGUGGCGCGCCAGCUUCCCACACAAUGAGUAACCCCACUGGGACCUCCAAACCUCCUAUGUACGCCACAAUGCAUUCCUCCCUUUCCGCACAACCCCCUUCGUCGCAAGCUGAAUAUCUUGCCUACGUGACAAAAUAUCCCUAUCUGAAAAACGCCUUCCUAAGGAGAGCAAAAACUUACAUAUCUCCUUAUAGUCCAAACGGCGGGUUUACGCCCGAGUGGGCUCCCAAAGUAUCCUCCGCUUCCAGCGGACCAUUAAACAUGAUGCCGCCUAUGCGACCGGGCCAGCCUAGCCCAGGCCUGGGUCUGAAUUUCGGUGGAGCGAUGUCGCCAAGUCUACCAAUGCCGAGGCCGACCGCGCAGUUUCAGUCGCCAGAUGCCUUCCGACAAGAUCUGAACAAAGCACCUAGACCACUAUCUGGGGCGCCAAAGUGGGAGACAAUGCUCAAACAUCUUGGGACUACGACUGGACAGCCCGCUCCAUCAAACUCGACGACUUCGCACAGUCCUCUACCUGCCUUGGCUCCAGCUCCGGUUAGCAGGCCGGUGCCUGGCGGUACUCCUCUUGCCCCUACGCCCAUGGCGCCGCAAACUCCAAGCACUUCGCAGCAGCCGACUAAGAGUGCGUCGCCUUUAGCCAUCGAUCCUGCUCUCCAGAGCCAUACUCUACCAUUGCCUCCACCGAGUGCAGUUUCGCACCCAACACCGACUCCACUUGGCGAAAAACCGAAUACACCUCAGCGGCCAGACUACAGCCCCAUUAGCGACAAUGGGGAAACGAGACCAGUACCCUUGGGGGCGGCGCCGUCGAAUGUAAUGCCGCCGGCGCAUACGGGCGAGACCUGGAGGUACAGUUAG
Didymosphaeria variabile is the source of this 4212-nucleotide messenger RNA. RefSeq lists its product as uncharacterized. Gene Ontology annotation, molecular function: histone H3K36 demethylase activity; histone H3K9 demethylase activity. Gene Ontology annotation, biological process: chromatin remodeling. Bases 1 to 4212 code for a protein of 1403 amino acids. The transcript has 3 exons. Gene Ontology annotation, cellular component: nucleus. Lineage: Eukaryota; Fungi; Ascomycota; Dothideomycetes; Pleosporales; Didymosphaeriaceae. The record is from RefSeq and is a predicted model, not a curated record.